Molecule: messenger RNA, 693 nt
Organism: Lecanosticta acicola
Lineage: Eukaryota; Fungi; Ascomycota; Dothideomycetes; Mycosphaerellales; Mycosphaerellaceae
Source: the annotation of a GenBank genome assembly
AUGGGUGACGAGACGUCCACGUUCCGCACCUUUAUCGCAGGCUUCACGGACUUCCUCACUGUUGCCAUUCACACCAUCCUGUACGAGCGAGGCAUAUACCCAGAAACGUCCUUUCUGUCGGCCCGGAAGUUCAAUUUUGCCGUCCGCCAGAAUCGGCAUCCCAAAGUCUGCGAGUGGAUCGAUGACGCAGUAACGGCUGUGGAGAACGAGCUGUACAAAAGCACCGUCGAGCAUGUUGUAGUCGUGAUUUACGACAAGCACAACAAGCCCCGUGAACGCUUCAUAUUUGACGUGUCGCGCUUUCCCAUGGUACCUCUGGCUGAUAUGGACGUGCCUCUGGAACGUGUCAACGCCGACGGCUUGAAAGAUACCAUUCUCCCAUUUGUCGACAUGGAAGAGGAAUUUCGAGCAACAAUGAGUCGGCUGUCGAACUGCAGCGCAGAUAUGUCGCCUUUGCCCAAAGGCUGCACUUUCACAGUGGCUAUCGAACUAAAAGGCGAAGGCCAAGCCCCGGUGGAACAUCCGCAGGCUUGGGUUCCAACUGAAGGUCAAGCAGAUCCCCAAGCGCGCACGAAGGGCCAGGAGCUUCAAACAACGCCAGUGCGCGCUGUUGCUGCUGGCGAGAUGAUGUUCGAAUGCUGGAUUGAAGAGAUCGCGGACCAAAACUCAGGGGAUAAAGAUGCACCGACUUGA